CAAAAAGUAUGGGGCCAACUAUUAACUUUUCCAAUCUCCAUCUCCCAAUACCAUGUAAGUAAAAAAGGAUAUAAAAGGAUCCCAGAGAGAAGAGAAGAACCUAAAUAGCUCAAACCUUAGGAAAAGGAAAAAGGGGUUCCUAAUUACUGUGCAGAGCUUGUAGCAAUGGCAUUCAUAGAGAAAGCUGUGGUUUUCUUGAUGAUGACAGCUUUCCAAGUUUCAAAUUCAGCUGUUCACAAGGUUGGGGACUCUGCUGGUUGGACCAUCAUUGGUAACAUAGAUUACAAGAAGUGGGCUGCUACUAAGAACUUCCAAGUUGGUGACACUAUCAUUUUUGAAUACAAUGCAAAGUUCCACAACGUGAUGCGAGUGACGCAUGGUAUGUACAAGUCAUGCAAUGCAUCAUCCCCGUUGACGAGGAUGAGCACAGGCAAUGACACCAUAAAGAUAACAAACUAUGGUCACCACUUGUUCUUGUGUGGCGUCCCUGGUCACUGCCAAGCAGGACAGAAGGUAGAUAUUAACGUGGUGAAGAAGGUAUCUGCAGAAGCACCAACACCAUCACCAAUAUCAGCAAUGGCCUCUCCAGUUCCACCUGCACCUUCUCCUAACAAUGGAGCCCCAUUCAUUGUUGUAAAGGGAGCUUUAAUAAUGCCACUGCUUGCACUUGCUCUUUCUAGCUAUGCAUCAUUGGGAAUAUCUCUACUUGUUAAUUAGUUUUUUUAGAGUUUGGCGUUUAUGCGGCCAUUUCCAAUUUUUAUUUUGAUGCUGGGACAUGUCAACAUAUUGAUCUUCGCCUAGAUGAUUGUAAACGUUUUUGAAUGCCAAGAUUUUCUUCUAUUUUUUUUUCACAAGAGGAUUUUUUGAUUGGACGAAUUUAGAGACUAACUUGAAUAAACAGAAUUCCGAUUU
Glycine soja is the source of this 912-nucleotide messenger RNA. RefSeq names its product mavicyanin-like. Lineage: Eukaryota; Viridiplantae; Streptophyta; Magnoliopsida; Fabales; Fabaceae. Gene Ontology annotation, molecular function: electron transfer activity. The record is from RefSeq and is a predicted model, not a curated record. The coding region runs from base 166 to 717 and encodes 183 amino acids. The transcript is spliced from 2 exons. Gene Ontology annotation, cellular component: plasma membrane.